Messenger RNA from Miniopterus natalensis, 2039 nucleotides. It is a transcript of the gene FKBP14, whose product is annotated as FKBP prolyl isomerase 14. The record is from RefSeq and is a predicted model, not a curated record. Gene Ontology annotation, molecular function: calcium ion binding; peptidyl-prolyl cis-trans isomerase activity. Lineage: Eukaryota; Metazoa; Chordata; Mammalia; Chiroptera; Miniopteridae.
CCUUUCGAGGCGAGGUCGCGGUGCGUGGGAAAGUUGCAGGGCGCGGACUUGCCACGUCCGCUCGGAAGGGAGGGUCAUGAACUUGCCCGCGGCCGUCGUCCUGGAGCCAUCCACUGCAUCCUUAACUCUAUGAGGCCCGGGGUCCUUUCUCUGUUCUCGUCGGAGCUUUUUUCCCGCUCCAGCGACAUGAGGCUUUUCCUGUGCAGCUCGGUGCUGACGCUGCUGGUCUCGGCUCUGAGCGGGGCUCUGAUCCCCGAGCCAGAAGUGAAGGUGGAGGUGCUCCAGAAGCCCUUCACCUGCCACCGCAAGACCAAAGGCGGCGAUCUGAUGCUGCUCCACUACGAAGGCUACUUAGAAAAGGACGGCUCUUUAUUUCACUCCACUCACAAACAUAACAAUGGUCAGCCCAUCUGGUUCACCCUGGGCAUCCUGGAGGCGCUCAAAGGCUGGGACCAGGGCCUGAAGGGAAUGUGUGUCGGAGAGAAGCGAAAGCUGAUCAUUCCUCCUGCCCUGGGCUAUGGAAAAGAAGGGAAAGGUAAAAUACCCCCAGAGAGCACACUGAUAUUUAACAUCGACCUCCUGGAGAUCCGAAAUGGACCGAGGUCCCAUGAGUCAUUCCAAGAAAUGGACCUUAAUGACGACUGGAAGCUCUCCAAAGACGAGGUUAAAGUGUAUUUAAAGAAGGAGUUUGAGAAGCACGGUGCGGUGGUGAAUGAAAGUCAUCAUGAUGUUUUGGUGGAGGAUAUUUUUGAUAAAGAAGAUGAAGAUAAAGACGGAUUUAUAUCUGCCAGAGAAUUUACAUAUAAACACGACGAAUUAUAGAGAUACAUCCUCCCCCUUUGUGUAGCAUCCAUCCCCAAAGAGAGGGCAGCCGUCUUUAAAGAAAGUCUUAUUUUUUAACAUUGUUUUAUUCUGUUCUUGCUUUUUUAUUUUUAUAUAUUUUUCUGAAUGUUAUUUAAAGAACCCUUUAGGGUUUCUAAGUACCCAUUUCUUCCUGGUGAAUUACUGGGAAGAAAAAUGUAUGUCUUUGAAUAAGAAGAAUUCUGGACCAUUUUCUACUUUCACAUAUGAAGUCUUAUGGCUUACUUGUAAUUUUAAAAUAUUACAACUGGGACCACACCUAACAUAAGAGCACGUAUAGCACAAAUCAGCACCCUCUGCGUCUGCUUCCCUCUGUUCUAAGUUAGAUGGUGACAUUUGCAAAGCCUUUUGCAGUAGCCCAAAGCUUGCUCUUUUCAUGUUAUUGUGAAACAGUGUGUCUGUACCUGCCUUUGAGUCUCUGCUGAAGAAACAGGAAAAUGGUUGUUGAACUCUACUUGUUAACAGUUACUGCUUUACUGAGGAGAUGUGCAAUGAGGAGUGAUUAACAGAGUUAAUAACUUAUAAUAUCGAACAUUCUGCCUAGGACUUAAGCUAUAGUAUACGUUUUGUUCCUGAUUGCUACUGACUUACCAUGAUACAUAGAACAACUUAUUUAUAUGUUUGUUUCUUCUUAAAAAAAUGUGUCAAAAUAUUGUAGACGAGGUAGAAAGUUGUAUUUAGUCAGUGCUUACUUUUUAAGGCUAACAGAGUACCCUUCCUGGUUUUUUAAUUAAUAGUCUAUAACUAGUGUAUUUUGCUAUAAUAACAUUGUGUCAUGAUUAGUUAACCAGUCAAAAUUUCCCCAUUUCUGCUCCACAGCAACUGCUAUUAAAUAAGGUCUCUCCUGGGUCAAAAUUUCGAUAAUUUUAUUAUGUUUUCUUCAAUUGGCUUUUAUCCUUAAUAGUUUAAAGUGUCCAAAUCCCCAUUUGUUAAGAAUAGUCUUUUAUCAUUUACAGAGUGACCUCAAAUGUAUCAUUGACUUUCAUUCUCAUUGGUCUGAAGCCCAUGAAAAAAGCUGGAGGAUCUUAAUGUACCUGUUUUAUAGAUGAGGAAAUGGUCAUUCAAGGCGAUUGUUGUGACUAAGGUCAAAAGCUAACUUAACUGAACCAGAUUUCAGCCUCCAAGUUCAUUACCUUUCUACCGCCCUCUACUAUGGAAAAGUAAAAACGUUCUUUGCA